GAGAGCGCCUCUGGUGGCCCGCGGGUCCCCCAGCUGCAGACCGCUCGCUGGGCGCUUUGUGCGGUUCCCGGCUCUCGGAGCGGACUCAGAAAACCUGAAAGGCCAUGAUGUCUACGAAACCCAAGCUUCACUAUCCAAACGGAAGAGGCCGGAUGGAAUCCGUGAGAUGGGUUUUGGCCGCCGCGGGAGUCGAGUUUGAUGAAGAAUUUUUAGAAACGAAGGAGCAGUUGCAGAAGCUGCAGGAUGGUAACCACCUGCUGUUCCAACAAGUGCCAAUGGUUGAAAUUGACGGGAUGAAGUUGGUGCAGACCCGGAGCAUCCUCCACUACAUAGCGGACAAGCACCAUCUCUUCGGCAAAGACCUCAAGGAGAGGACCCUGAUUGACAUGUACGUGGAGGGGACACUGGAUCUCCUGGAACUGCUUAUCAUGCAUCCUUUUCUCAAACCAGACGAUCAGCAAAAGGAGGUGGUUAACAUGGCCCAGAAGGCUAUAAUUAGAUACUUUCCUGUGUUCGAAAAGGUUUUACGGGAACACGGACAACGGUUUCUUGUUGGUAAUCAGCUGAGCCUUGCAGACAUCAUUUUACUGCAGACCAUUUUGGCUCUAGAAGAGAAAAUUCCUAACGUCCUGUCUGCCUUUCCUCACCUCCAGGAGUUCACGGUGAAAAUCAGUAACAUCCCUACAAUUAAGAAAUUCCUCGAACCUGGCAGCAAGAGGAAGCCGCCCCCGGAUGACAUCUACGUGAGAACCGUGUACAACAUCUUCAUGCCGUAGAGUGGCUCCCACGGCUGCGAGUGAGCGCCAGCCCCGAGGUUGCUGCAUCCACAGUAGCGUCUUAAUGGAAGCCAGGCUGUCGUGAUCCAGCUGUCGUGGUGCUGUGUGUAGUUGUCCCUAAGUUGGUCUUUCAUGUCGAGGAGCUCUCUUCUAGAAGCAUCAACCUGUCUUGUCCAGUGAGUAAUUGUUAUGGGACCCCCUUCCGAAAACCUUUUUUGGAGAGGCCGGCAUUUAAGUUAGAUCUGCUCUGUCUGCUAAUCGCCUGGUAACGAGCAUGGGCAGGACCUCGUGUUCUCGCCUGAGCUGCUUUUCUCCUUUCCUUCUCCCAUUCUAACCACCCCCUGCCCCAGGCUCGUCUUAUUUUUGGUGCCUCAUGACAACGGAAUUCGCUAGAUAGUGAGUAACUCUCCUCUGAGUUAUAAUAGAUCCAUGGUAGUCAUGAAUGCCAUCGAUAUUUGCCAAAAUAAAGGAUUUACAAAUCAUU
Camelus dromedarius (Arabian camel) is the source of this 1260-nucleotide messenger RNA. Its product is annotated as glutathione S-transferase A4. The coding region runs from base 105 to 776 and encodes 223 amino acids. The record is from RefSeq and is a predicted model, not a curated record. The transcript has 7 exons. Gene Ontology annotation, molecular function: glutathione transferase activity. Gene Ontology annotation, biological process: glutathione metabolic process. NCBI's taxonomy places the organism in Eukaryota, Metazoa, Chordata, Mammalia, Artiodactyla, Camelidae.